CUAUCUUGUGUCUGUAGCCAUUUUGGAUUACAUUUUUGGGAAAUUUGGGGGGUAAAAAUCUGUUCGUUAUGGCAGGAGAACCGCAUUUUAUGACUGGUUCAUCAAAGAUACAGAUGAAUUUUCACAACAAAAAUAUUUUUGCCGAAUUAACGAAACAAAUGGGUAUUCUGCCUGGUUCUAAGGGACUAAACGAUAUCACUCAAUUUGCUGAUGAAUCGACACAAACGUCGUCGAGUGUUUCAGGCUCUCCUCUUGAAGCUGUCGGGCGUGAAGCAGAAGUUAUAGCUACUGAUGUUGUUAUAAGUCUUGCAGUGGAAGAUAAAAGGAAACCUCCAAAUAAAUACUGCAAGACCAUGAGAAGAACUGUGAAGGAACUGCUGGAGCGUCAUAACAUUGUGUUUAAAGGGAUGGUAAACAAACUUAAUGUUGAAGAAGGAAAUGCUUUCAAAACAUUUGUUAACAUUGCAGAUGAAAUAUUUGAUGACGGACAAAUAAACUGGGGUAGAAUUGUAGCAGUGUAUGCCUUUGCUGUGCGUUUAGCAAAACACUGCCAAGACCAGCAAAAAAAUGACUUUCCACAAAGGAUUUCCUUGUAUGUUGGAAAAUACGUAGGCAACAAAUUGGGAAGAUGGAUUCUGGAUAAUGGAGGAUGGGAUGGAUUUGCAGAAUAUUUUCCUGACCAAGGUGAAUUUGAAGACAAGAUUUGGAAAGGUCUGCUCUUUACAGCUAUGGGACUUGGUGCAUUAGCCACUGUGGUUGCAGCAAGAUAGUGAUACGAUGAACUGUCCUUACUUGUAGAAAAUAAUAAUAAUAAUAUACUUCUCAUAUUGACCAUUUUGUGUUUGAGACUACUGAACACUGCUUAAGAAAAUUUUAUAAAAGGAUGCAAAUCAUUACUUAGAAGAGCAUUAAUUAAAGUACUGUCAGAAAUAGAA
This is a messenger RNA of Gigantopelta aegis, 935 nucleotides long. RefSeq names its product anti-apoptotic protein NR13-like. Gene Ontology annotation, cellular component: mitochondrial outer membrane. Gene Ontology annotation, biological process: extrinsic apoptotic signaling pathway in absence of ligand; regulation of apoptotic process; intrinsic apoptotic signaling pathway in response to DNA damage. Gene Ontology annotation, molecular function: protein heterodimerization activity; protein homodimerization activity. The transcript has 2 exons. Bases 69 to 770 code for a protein of 233 amino acids. The record is from RefSeq and is a predicted model, not a curated record. NCBI's taxonomy places the organism in Eukaryota, Metazoa, Mollusca, Gastropoda, Neomphalida, Peltospiridae.